AAGCAGAAUAAUGGCGGCGUGUGUACGAACGCAGAACAAAACAUCUCCACAGAUUAUCUUAAUUUUUCCUAUUAUUUCCUACAUUGAUUAACUUAUUUCGGAUGGUAUCCAGGAUAUUACCAACCAGAUCAGUUUCAGAGCUUUUAUAUAAUCCAACCUGCAAAUGAAAUGUUACAAAAAGGCAUUUUCCGUGUGCUUAAAAAGUCAGCGAUAUCAUCCAUCUUUUUGCUUUGUGCGUUGAAUCUGGUUUCCGGGCAGAUUCGUUACUCCAUUCCUGAAGAACUGGAACACGGGGCCUUCGUGGGAAAUAUCGCAGACAAUUUGGGUUUAAACACGGAGGAGCUAUCACGGCGUAAAUUCAGACUUGUGUCGGCCGCGUCGAUACAGUAUUUGGAUGUAAAUCGCAUGAAUGGGAUUUUAUUUGUGAAUGCAAGAAUUGAUAGAGAACAAAUAUGCGGCCAGCGAGUUAACUGUGUAUUGGUCCUGGAAGCGGUAGCUGAAAGUCCCGUGGAACAGUACCGUGUGGAGAUUCAGAUUUUAGAUGUAAAUGAUAAUUCGCCCAUCUUUCAGAACAAAGAAAUUCGUUUAGAUGUUACAGAAUCCGCGCUGCCUGGAGCUCGCUUUCCGUUAGAGCGUGCACACGACAUAGAUACGGUAAAUAAUUCUAUUCGUACGUAUCAGCUCUCGACAAAUGAGCAUUUUAGUUUAGAUAUACGAAGUCGUGGACAAUGGAAAUUACCCGAAUUAAUAAUGAACAAAUUGGUCGACCGAGAAAUAAAAUCGAGCUACCAUUUGUUGCUCACGGCUCUGGACGGCGGAUCACCAACAAGAUCAGGUACGGCUCAUAUAUCUAUUACAAUCUUGGAUACCAACGAUAAUCCGCCUGUUUUUGACAAAUCGGUGUACACUGUUAGCAUGAAAGAAAACGUACCAGUGGGUACUUUACUAAUUAAGCUAAACGCUACUGAUUUGGACGAGGGACAGAAUGCAGAGAUAAUCUAUCUCUUCAGCAGGUAUAAUGAACCAAAAAUAACCGAAAUAUUUACGAUUAAUCCCAAAUCCGGAGCGAUACACCUAAAGGAAACUUUGGAUUUCGAAGAAGGAAGUGUGUAUGAGAUUGAUGUUGAAGCUAGGGAUGGAAAUGUGCAGCCGCUAUCUACACACUGCAGCGUGCGCGUGGAGAUCACAGAUGUCAAUGACAACGCUCCUCUGUUGACUCUAAAUUCUAUUUCUGGCACAGUCAGUGAAGGUGAUCCGAGUGGAACUUUAAUCGCAUUGAUUAGCGUGACAGACCAGGAUUCCAAUAAAAAUGGAUACAUCGACUGCUCGAUUUCAUCUGAUGUCCCUUUUGACUUGAAAUCGUCCUUCAGCAAUUCCUACAGACUUAUCACAAGCGCACCACUGGAUCGAGAAACCACUGCUCAAUAUAGAAUAACUGUUACUUGCAAAGAUCGCGGGAUCCCACCCUUAUCUACCAGCCGGACAAUUGUGGUAAAUAUCUCAGAUAUAAAUGAUAACGCGCCGCGCUUUACGCAGCCUUCGUACACGGUAUAUGUGACAGAAAAUAUUGAGCCCGGCAGCUACAUUGGAUCAGUGACUGCUUUGGAUCUUGAUAUUAACAGGCAUUCACAGCUGUCUUACUCUAUUUUGGAAAAUCAGAUUCAGUCAGUGCCAUUGUCAUCCUAUCUCUAUAUCAACACAAAUAAUGGAAGUAUCUAUUCGAAACGACCAUUAGAUUACGAGCAAAUUAAAAGAUUUCAGUUUCACGUUCGAGCCCAAGAUGCCGGAUUACCGUCACUUUCGAGCGACGUUGUUGUGCAUGUGAUAGUCCUGGAUCAGAACGACAAUGCACCCUCCAUAAUAUCAUGGAAAUCUAAGCGCAACACUAGUUUGCGUGUGCCUCGAACUGCAAAACCUGGACAUUUGGUUAUAAAAAUCUUUGCAUCCGACGCAGAUUCCGGUAAGAAUGCACAACUGUCGUACCAACUGAAUCAGGCUAGUGUUCCUGGUCUUUUUAAAGUUUCGCAUAGUUCGGGAGAAGUAAGGAGUGUCCGGCAUUUCAAAGAUGGCGACGCGACCACACAAAGACUAAUUGUCCAGGUGAAAGAUAAUGGUUUUCCACCUCUUUCUGCUACUACCACCUUGACGUUGACAUUAAUUGACGAAGGUAUAUCCUAUCAGCCUGACGUUACAGAACCUCAUCAAGAUUUAAAGGAAACGAAGCAGUUGACAUUUUAUAUAAUUAUUUCGUUGGGAGCAACAUCUUUUAUCCUGUUGGUGGUUAUCAUUGUUUUGGUUGUUGUAAUUUGCCCGAUUGGCAACAGGACGGCUUCAGGCGGUGCGUGCUCUUUUGCUAGCUGCUGCAGCACCAAAGAGUGGGAAUGUCAGAAUCCCAAUUUCAACCUUCAAGUGACGCCGGAUUUCCACAUCGUUCCCAGUUUGCUUGAGGUUCGAGGCAACGGAUCUCUUUCAGGGACGUGCCGUUAUAAGAUUCGAUCCGCACCUGAAUCUGGUGAAAUGUUCUUCGCACCAUUCAGUCCACAUAUGGCAAUGGUUACUGGAAAGGAGACGAGAUAUAUGCUGCCGGAUAGCCCAAGGAUGAGGAAGAGCUGUCCAGACCAGACAGAAUACGAUCAACCGCAAAAACAUUUGUUUAAGGUUUGGCCAAAUUACCCUGCUAAAGAAAUGACACAAAUGGGCGUUCUGCGUGUGCGUAUAAAGUCGGGGAUAUCAUCCAUCUUUCUGCUUUGUCUGUGGAAUCUAGUUUCCGGGCAGAUUCGUUACUCCAUUCCCGAAGAACUGGAACACGGAGCAUUCGUCGGGAAUAUCGGAAAGGAUUUGGGUUUGAGCACGGAAGAGCUAUCAAGUCGUAAAUUCAGAAUAAUAUCUGUCGCGUCAAUACAAUAUUUGGAUGUGAACCGCGUGAAUGGAAUUUUAUUUGUGAAUGCAAGAAUUGACAGGGAACAACUAUGUGGUCAGAGUAAUAACUGCGUACUGCUCAUGGAAGCGGUGGUGGAAAAUCCAGUGGAGCAGUACCGUGUGGAAGUUGAGGUUCUGGAUUUAAAUGAUAACUCUCCGACUUUUCCGAACAGAGAAAUUGAUUUGAAGAUUCCAGAGUCAGUAAUGCCCGGGACCCGCUUUCCAUUAGAGCGCGCACAUGAUCUGGACGGGAAAAAUAAUUCGGUUCGCACAUAUCAGCUCAAUGCGAACAAAUAUUUUACGUUAGAUGUACAGAAUACAGGAAAGUGGAAAUUACCUGCGUUAGUACUGGAGAACAUUCUCGACCGAGAAAAACAAUCAGUGUAUAAUUUAUUACUGACGGCUCUUGACGGCGGGACUCCAGAAAGGUCAGGUACCGCUCACAUAACUAUCAAUAUCCUAGAUGUAAAUGAUAAUUCUCCUGUUUUCCAGAAAUCUUUUUAUAGUGCUAGUCUGAGGGAGAAUGUGCCUCCUAAUUAUUUAGUGAUCAGGCUUAACGCGACUGAUUUAGACCAGGGUACCAAUGGUGAGAUCGUUUAUUCAUUUAGCAGCAACAAUGAGCCCAAAAUAACUGAAGUAUUUACCAUUAAUCCGUUCUCAGGGGAAAUUCAUACAAAAGGAAUUUUGGAUUUUGAAAAAUCAAAUGUUUUUCUCAUUCACGUGGAGGCUAACGAUAGAGGCACACAGCCGCUUUCGGAGCAUUGUAACGUGCGGGUGGAGAUUACAGACGUCAAUGACAAUGCUCCAGAGAUGACACUAAAUUCCAUUUCCGAUAGCAUCAGAGAAGAUGUUCCGACUGGAACUUUGAUUGCGUUUGUCAGUGUAACAGAUCGGGAUUCCAAUCAACAUGGAAACAUUGAUUGCCGUGUUUCUCCAAACCUCCCGUUUGAUCUGAAAUCUUCCUUUGUCAAUUCUUACAGACUUGUCACAGGUGCAUUACUGGACCGAGAAAGCGCUUUUCAAUAUAUAAUUACUGUGACGUGUAAAGACCGUGGGUCCCCUCCACUAUUUACCAACACCACGAUUAUUGUCGACGUUUCCGACGUGAAUGACAAUGCGCCGCAAUUUACGCAACGUUCCUACACGGUCUACGUGACCGAAAACAAUGCACCGGAGAGUUACAUCAGAUCAGUGACAGCUUUAGAUCCUGAUACUGACCGAAAUUCACGGCUGUCUUACACUAUUUUGGACUACCAGGUUCAGUCAGUGCCAGUGUCAUCCUAUGUCUAUAUCAACCCCAAUAAUGGCAGCAUUUACUCUAAAAGAUCAUUUGAUUACGAGCAAUUUAAGACGUUUCAGUUUCAGGUUCGAGCUGAGGAUGCCGGAUUACCAUCACUUUUCUGCGAGGUGGCUGUGCAGGUGGUUGUUCUGGAUCAAAACGACAAUCCACCUACCAUACUAGCACCUGGAACAAAAGCAAAUACCAGUUGUCAAGUGAGCCGCUCUGCAGAUCCAGGAUAUUUGGUGACACAAAUUAUUGCUUCCGACGCAGAUUCUGGUAAAAAUGCCCAGCUUUCCUAUCAUCUGAAACAGGCCAGUGUUCCGGGUCUUUUCAUUGUUUCACAUAGUUCGGGAGAAGUAAGGAGUGUUCGGCGGCUCAAAGAUAGCGACGUCACCACACAAAAACUAAUUAUCCAAGUGAACGACAACGGUUACCCGGCUCUUUCAGCUACGACCACUUUAAGCCUGACAUUAAUUGAGGGACCUAUAACCUCUCAGACGGAAUUUAUUGAAUCGCGUCCGGAUUUCAAAGGUACGCAACAGUUAAGUAUUUACAUAAUAAUAACUUUGGGAGCGACGUCUUUAAUUCUGCUGGUGGUUAUCAUUGCACUUGUAGUCGUAACUUGCCCAAGAGGCCACAGUGCCGCUUCCUGCAGCGUUUUCCCAUUCGAUAACUGUUGCUGCACCAGAAAAUUGGAAUAUCAGAAUGCAAAUGUCAACCUUCAACUUGCUAGGGAUUCCCACCUCCUUCCCGGUAUACUUGAGGUGCGCGGCAAUGGAUCACUUUCAGAAUCCUACCGUUACAAAAUUCGGUCAGCACCGGAGCCAGAGGAAAUGUUUUUCACACCAUUCAGCCCGCACAUAUCAGGAAUUACCGGAAUGGACGGCAGAUAUACGUUGCAGUAUAAAGCAAAGUCGCAGAAGACCUGGUCAUAUGAGGUCAAGGGAUUAUUCUCCAUUACCUCCGUCUCAUUGCGCAUGAUGUUACAACCAGACACGUCUACACAGGCUCACAAAGAAAUUACUCAGUCGGUAAUUGCCUACGUCACAAUAUAUCUCCCUUAUAAUUACUUAGUUUCUGUUAAUUUAGGAGGUGAAAACCACCUAGUGAUCCACCGCCCAUCCCCCAAUAUACGAGAAAGGAAGCUGAAUAAUGGCGGCGUGUGUACGAGCGCAGCGGGCCAUCUCUUCAACCGAUCACACUUCAACUUAUUCAACACAUUGAAGGAAUUGGUUCGGAUGUGGUCCGGGAUGCUUUCAAGAAGAAACAUUGCUAAGGUAUUUGUGAUCUACCCCACAGAAAUAAUGGCACAAAGGAGCAUUUUCCGCGUGCAUGGAAAGUCGGUGAUAUCAUCCAUCUUUCUGCUUUGUGUGUGGAAUCUGGUUUCCGGGCAGAUUCGCUACUCCAUACCAGAAGAACUGGAACAAGGUGCCUUCGUCGGAGCAGUCGGCAAAGAUUUGGGUUUGAGCAUAGAGGAUCUAUCAAGCCGUAAAUUCAGAAUUAUAUCAGCUGCAUCAAAACAAUAUUUGGAUGUAAAUAAUAAGAAUGGCAUUUUAUUUGUAAGUGCAAGAAUCGACAGGGAACAGCUGUGUGGUCAGAGUGAUAACUGUGUAUUGAUCGUGGAAGCGGUGGUUGAAAAUCCUGUGGAGCAGUACCGUGUGCAAGUUGAUAUAUUGGAUAUAAACGACAAUUCUCCGAAUUUUCCGAAAAGUGAAAUUCGUUUGGAAAUUUCAGAAACCGCGAUGCCAGGAGCACGUUUUCUGUUAGAAGGCGCUCACGAUCUGGACGGGAGAAAUAAUUCUGUUCGUAUUUACCAGCUCGCUCCAAAUUAUCAUUUUACGUUAGAGGUACAGAAUGUUGGCAAGUGGAAGUUACCCGAACUGGUGUUGCAAAAUAUUCUCGACCGAGAAAAACAACCAGUGUACAAUUUAUUACUGACCGCUCUUGACGGCGGUACUCCUGAAAGGUCAGGUACUGCUCACGUAAACAUUGUUAUCCUGGAUGUGAAUGAUAAUACACCGGUUUUCCGGAAAUCAGUGUAUAGUGUUAGUCUAAGCGAGAACAUGCCAUUGAAUUCGUUAGUGAUUAAGCUUAACGCGACUGAUUUAGACGAAGGUAGAAAUGGCGAGAUCAUUUAUUCUUUCAGCAGUUACAACGAACCAAGAAUAACUGAAAUAUUUACGAUUAAACCAAAAUCAGGAGAGAUCCGUACAAAAGGAAUAAUGGAUUUUGAAGAAGCCAGUGUUUAUCAGAUUCAUGUGGAAGCUAAGGACAAAAGUGUACAGUCGCUAUCCACACACUGCAGCGUGCGAGUGGAGAUCAGAGAUGUGAAUGACAACGCUCCUGAUUUAACUCUAAAUUCUGUUUCCGGUACAAUCAGUGAGAAUGUUCCGACGGGAACUUUAAUCGCCUUCAUCGGCGUGACAGACCGGGAUUUCAAUGAAAAUGGACACAUCGACUGUUCCAUUUCACACAACCUACCAUUUGACCUUAAAUCUUCCUUCAGUAAUUCAUACAGACUAGUUACAAAUGCGGCACUCGACCGAGAAAGCACCCCUCAACAUAAGAUUACAGUAACUUGCAAAGACCGUGGUAUCCCACCUUUAUCUACCACCCGGACAAUUGUGGUAAAUAUCUCAGAUAUAAAUGAUAACGCGCCGCGCUUUACGCAGCCUUCGUACACGUCCUAUGUGGCAGAAAAUAAUGAGCCAGGCAGCUACAUUGGAUCAGUAACAGCUUUGGAUCGUGAUAUCGACCGAAAUUCACAGCUUUCUUACUCUAUUUUGGAGAACCAGAUACAGUCAGUGUCUGUUUCUUUCUACCUCUUUAUCAACUCAAAUAAUGGCAGCAUCUACUCGAAAACUCCUUUCGAUUAUGAACGACUUAAAGGUUUUCAGUUCCACGUUCGGGCUCAAGAUGCCGGAUUAACACCACUUUCCAGUGACGUUGCUGUGAAAGUGAUUGUCUUGGAUCAGAACGACAAUCCACCCUUGAUAACAGCAAAUGCAAUAAAAAGCAACAGCAGUCUGCCUGUGCCUCGUUCUGCAGACCCGGGAUAUAUGGUAACAAAGGUCCUUGCUUCCGACGCAGAUUCCGGUAAGAAUGCACAACUGUCUUAUCAACUCAUGCAAUCCAGUGACCCGGGUCUCUUUAUAGUUUCAUAUAACUCAGGAGAGGUAAGAACUGCUCGGCGCAUUAAAGAUAGCGACGCCACCACACAAAGGCUGAUUAUCCAGGUGAAAGAUAACGGUUAUCCCGCUCUCUCCGCUACCACCACCUUUACUUUGACAAUAGUUGAGGAACACACGGAGGGUUUGCUGGACUUCAAUGAAGCGCGUACGACAUUAGAAGACACGCAGAAAUUAUCAUUAUAUAUAAUAAUUACACUAGGAGCAACCUCGUUUGUUCUUUUGGUGAUUAUAAUUGUCCUUGUUGUAGUCAUUUACCCAAUGGGCAGCCAUUCUGCAUCUGGGCAUGCCUGCACUUUAGCAGACAGUUGCUGCAGAAGAGAGGUGGAAUAUAGGCAUUCGAAUGUGAACUUGCAAAUCGUGCCGGAUUCUCACUUCCUUCCCAGUCUACUUGAGGUUCAUGGAAAUGGAUCCCUUUCAGAAAACUAUCGUUAUAAAAUUCGAUCGGCGCCCGAACCACGGGAUAUAUAUUUCACUCCAUUCAGUCCACAGAUGCACGGGACCAUUGAAAAAAAGUACGCUAAAUAUGCGCCAACGGACAGAGGUGAAAACCACCUAGUGAUCCACCGCCCAUCCCCCAAUAUACCAGAAAGGAAGCUGAAUAAUGGCGGCGUGUGUACGAACGCAGCGGACCAUCUCUUCAACCGAUCACACUUCAACUUAUUCAACAUAUUGAAGGAAUUGGUUCGGAUGUGGUCCGGGAUGCUUUCAAGAAGAAACAUUGCUAAGGUAUUUGUGAUCUACCCCACAGAAAUAAUGGCACAAAGGAGCAUUUUCCGCGUGCAUGGAAAGUCGGUGAUAUCAUCCAUCUUUCUGCUUUGUGUGUGGAAUUUGGUUUCCGGGCAGAUUCGCUACUCCAUUCCAGAAGAACUGGAACAAGGUGCCUUCGUCGGAGCAGUCGGAAAAGAUUUGGGUUUGAGCAUAGAGGAGCUAUCAAACCGUAAAUUCAGAAUUAAAUCAGCCGCAUCAAAACAAUACUUUGAUGUAAAUAAUAUGAAUGGAAUUUUAUUUGUAAAUGCAAGAAUGGACAGGGAACAGCUGUGUGGUCAGAGUGAUAACUGUGUACUGUUCGUGGAAGCGGUGGUUGAAAAUCCUGUGGAGCAGUACCGUGUGGAAGUUGAGAUAUUGGAUAUAAACGACAAUUCUCCAAUUUUUCCGAAAAGCGAAAUUCGUUUGGAAAUUUCAGAAAGCAGGAUGCCAGGAUCGCGUUUUCUGUUAGAAGGCGCUCACGAUCUGGACGGGAGAAAUAAUUCUCUUCGUUACUACCAGCUCGCUGCUAAUGAUCAUUUUACGUUGGAUGUGCAGAAUUUUGGAAAAUUGAAGUUACCAGAACUGGUGCUGCAGAAUAUUCUCGACCGAGAAAAACAACCAGUGUACAAUUUAUUAUUGACCGCUCUUGAUGGCGGUACUCCAGGGAGGUCAGGUACGGCUCAUGUAACUAUUGUUGUUUUGGACGUUAAUGAUAAUACACCGGUUUUCGAGAAAUCGGCGUAUACUGUUAGCCUAAAGGAGAACGUAUCACGAAAUUCCUUGGUGAUUAAGCUUAACGCGACUGACCUGGACGAGGGCACAAAUGGCGAAAUCGUUUAUUCUUUCAGCAGUUACAAUGAACAAAUGAUAACUGAAAUGUUUACGAUUAACCACAACUCCGGGGAGAUACGCACCAAAGGAAUUUUGGAUUUUGAAGAAACCAAUAUUUAUCAGAUUUAUGUACAAGCUAAGGACAAAUCGUUAUCCACAUUCUGUAAUGUGCGGGUGGAUAUCACAGAUGUGAAUGACAACGCUCCUGAUUUAACUCUGAAUUCUGUUUCCGGUACAGUCAGUGAAAACGUUCCAAGUGGAACGCUGAUCGCAUUGAUCAGUGUGACAGACAGGGAUUCCAAUCAAAAUGGAUACAUCGACUGUUCUAUCUCACCCAAUCUACUCUUUAAUCUUAAAUCUUCCUUCACAAAUUCCUACAGACUAGUUACAAAUGCAGCACUCGAUCGAGAAAGCACCCCUCGUCAUAAGAUUACAGUAACUUGCAAAGACCGUGGAGUCCCCCCGUUAUCUACCAGCCGGACGAUUGUGGUAAAUAUCUCAGAUAUUAAUGAUAACGCGCCGCGCUUUACGCAACCUUCGUACACGGCCUAUGUGGCGGAAAAUAAUGAACCCGGCAGCUACAUUGGAUCAGUAACAGCUUUGGAUCUUGAUAUCGACCGAAAUUCACUGCUUUCUUACUCUAUUUUGGAGAACCAGAUACAGUCAAUGCCUGUGUCUUUCUACCUCUUUAUCAACUCAAAUAAUGGCAGCAUCUACUCGAAAACUCCUUUCGAUUAUGAACAACAUAAAGGUUUUCAGUUUCACGUUCGGGCUCAAGAUGCCGGAUUAACAUCACUUUCCAGUGACGUUGCUGUGAAAGUGAUUGUCUUGGAUCAGAACGACAAUCCACCCAUGAUAACAGCAAAUGCAAUAAAAAGCAACAGCAGUCUGCCUGUGCCUCGUUCUGCAGACCCGGGAUAUAUGGUAACAAAGGUCGUUGCUACCGACGCAGAUUCCGGUAAGAAUGCACAACUGUCUUAUCAACUGAUGCAAUCCAGUGACCCGGGUCUCUUUAUAGUUUCAUAUAACUCAGGAGAGGUAAGAACUGCUCGGCGCUUUAAAGAUAGCGACGCCACCACACAAACGCUGAUUAUCCAGGUGAAAGAUAACGGUUAUCCCGCUCUCUCUGCUACCACCACCUUUACUUUGACAAUAGUUGAGGAACACACGGAGGGUUUGCUGGACUUCAAUGAAGCGCGUGACGACUUAGAAGACACGCAGAAAUUAUCAUUAUAUAUAAUAAUUACACUAGGAGCAACAUCGUUUGUUCUUUUGGUGGUUAUAAUUGUACUUGUUGUAGUCAUUUGCCCAAUGGGCAGUCAUUCUGCAUCUGGGCAUGCCUGCACUUUAGCAGACAGUUGCUGCAGAAGAGAGUUGGAAUAUAGGCAUUCGAAUGUGAACUUGCAAAUCGUGCCGGAUUCUCACUUCCUUCCCAGUCUACUUGAGGUUCAUGGAAAUGGAUCCCUUUCAGAAACGUACCGUUAUAAAAUUCGAUCGGCGCCCGAACCACGGGAUAUAUAUUUCACUCCAUUCAGUCCACAGAUGCACGGGACCAUUGAAAAAUACGCUAAAUAUGCGCCAACGGACAGUACAAAGACAAGGAGCAGUUCGCCGAACAUGGGAGGUGAAAACCACCUAGUGAUCCACCGCCCAUCCCCCAAUAUACGAGAAAGGAAGCUGAAUAAUGGCGGCGUGUGUACGAACGCAGCGGACCAUCUCUUCAUCCGAUCACACUUCAACUUAUUCAACACAUUGAAGGAAUUGGUUCGGAUGUGGUCCGGGAUGCUUUCAAGAAGAAACAUUGUUAAGGUAUUUGUGAUCUCCCCCACAGAAGUAAUGGCACAAAUGAACAUUUUCCGCGUGCAUGGAAAGUCGGUGAUAUCAUCCAUCUUUCUGCUUUGUGUGUGGAAUCUGGUUUCCGGGCAGAUUCGCUACUCCAUUCCAGAAGAACUGGAACAAGGUGCCUUCGUCGGAGCAGUCGGCAAAGAUUUGGGUUUGAGCAUAGAGGAGCUAUCAAGCCGUAAAUUCAGAAUUAUAUCAGCUGCAUCAAAACAAUAUUUGGAUGUAAAUAAUAAGAAUGGAAUUUUAUUUGUAAGUGCAAGAAUCGACAGGGAACAGCUGUGUGGUCAGAGUGAUAACUGUGUAUUGCUCGUGGAAUCGGUGGUUGAAAACCCUGUGGAGCAGUACCGUGUGCAAGUUGAGAUAUUGGAUAUAAACGACAAUUCUCCGAAUUUUCCAAAAAGUGAAAUUCGUUUGGAAAUUUUAGAAACCGCGAUGCCAGGAGCGCGUUUUCUGUUAGAAGGCGCUCACGAUCUGGACGGGAGAAAUAAUUCUGUUCGGAACUACCAGCUCGCUGCUAAUGAUCAUUUUACGUUGGAUGUGCAGAAUUUUGGAAAAUUGAAGUUACCAGAACUGGUGCUGCAGAAUAUUCUCGACCGAGAAAAACAACCAGUGUACAGUUUAUUACUGACCGCUCUUGAUGGCGGUACUCCAGGGAGGUCAGGUACGGCUCAUGUAACUAUUGUUGUUUUGGACGUUAAUGAUAAUACACCGGUUUUCGAGAAAUCGGCGUAUACUGUUAGCCUAAAGGAGAACGUAUCACGAAAUUCCUUGGUGAUUAAGCUUAACGCAACUGACCUGGACGAGGGCACAAAUGGCGAAAUCGUUUAUUCUUUCAGCAGUUACAAUGAACAAAGGAUAACUGAAAUGUUUACCAUUAACCACAACUCCGGGGAGAUACGCACCAAAGGAAUUUUGGAUUUUGAAGAAACCAAUAUUUAUCAGAUUUAUGUACAAGCUAAGGACAAAAGUGUGCAAUCGUUAUCCACACUCUGUAAUGUGCGGGUGGAUAUCACAGAUAUGAAUGACAACGCUCCUGAUUUAACUCUGAAUUCUGUUUCCGGUACAGUCAGUGAAAAUGUUCCAAGUGGAACGUUGAUCGCAUUGAUCAGUGUGACAGACAGGGAUUCCAAUCUAAAUGGAUACAUCGACUGUUCUAUCUCACCCAAUCUACUCUUUAAUCUUAAAUCUUCCUUCACAAAUUCCUACAGACUAGUUACAAAUGCAGCACUCGAUCGAGAAAGCACCCCUCGUCAUAAGAUUACAGUAACUUGCAAAGACCGUGGAGUCCCCCCGUUAUCUACCAGCCGGAUGAUUGUGGUAAAUAUCUCAGAUAUUAAUGAUAACGCGCCGCGCUUUACGCAGCCUUCCUACACGGCCUAUGUGGCGGAAAAUAAUGAGCCAGGCAGCUACAUUGGAUCAGUAACAGCUUUGGAUCUUGAUAUUGACCGAAAUUCACAGCUUUCUUACUCUAUUUUGGAGAACCAGAUACAGUCAGUGCCUGUGUCUUUCUACCUCUUUAUCAACUCAAAUAAUGGCAGCAUCUACUCGAAAAUUCCUUUCGAUUAUGAACAACAUAAAGGUUUUCAGUUUCACGUUCGGGCUCAAGAUGCCGGAUUAACAUCACUUUCCAGUGACGUUGCUGUGAAAGUGAUUGUCUUGGAUCAGAACGACAAUCCACCCAUGAUAACAGCAAAUGCAAUAAAAAGCAACAGCAGUCUGCCUGUGCCUCGUUCUGCAGACCCGGGAUAUAUGGUAACAAAGGUCGUUGCUUCCGACGCAGAUUCCGGUAAGAAUGCACAACUGUCUUAUCAACUCAUGCAAUCCAGUGACCCGGGUCUCUUUAUAGUUUCAUAUAACUCAGGAGAGGUAAGAACUGCUCGGCGCUUUAAAGAUAGCGACGCCACCACACAAAGGCUGAUUAUCCAGGUGAAAGAUAACGGUUAUCCCGCUCUCUCCGCUACCACCACCUUUACUUUGACAAUAGUUGAGGAACACACGGAGGGUUUGCUGGACUUCAAUGAAGCGCGUGACGACUUAGAAGACACGCAGAACUUAUCAUUAUAUAUAAUAAUUACACUAGGAGCAACCUCAUUUGUUCUUUUGGUGGUUAUAAUUGUACUUGUUGUAGUCAUUUGCCCAAUGGGCAGCCAUUCUGCAUCUGGGCAUGCCUGCACUUUAGCAGACAGUUGCUGCAGAAGAGAGUUGGAAUAUAGGCAUUCGAAUGUGAACUUGCAAAUCGUGCCGGAUUCUCACUUCCUUCCCAGUCUACUUGAGGUUCAUGGAAAUGGAUCCCUUUCAGAAACAUACCGGUAUAAAAUUCGAUCGGCGCCCGAACCACGGGAUAUAUAUUUCACUCCAUUCAGUCCACAGAUGCACGGGACCAUUGAAAAGUACGCUAAAUAUGCGCCAACGGACAGUACAAAGACAAGGAGCAGUUCGCCGAACAAGCAGCACGCAGCAGUGAAACCAGUCGUUCGCUCCACCAUGUCCGAUCUGAUGAUCAACUACGUAACAGUACCAAUCCCAUUUACGAAUACUAUUGAAAUUAACAUCCCUAUAGACGAAAUGGCACAUACAGUCGGAAUGUUCUGGUUGAGAGAGAAAGCGGUACCGUCCAUUUUGAUGCUUUGUGCCUGGAACAUGGUUUCCGGGCAGAUUCGUUACUCCAUUACAGAAGAAUUGAAGCACGGUACAUUGGUCGGCGAAAUCGCUAAGGAUUUGGGACUAUUUCUGGAGGAACUAUCAAGUCGGAAAUUAAGGAUCGUUUCUCAGAUACCGUCACAAGUUUUGGAUAUAAAUCUUCAGAAUGGAGUUUUAUUUGUGAAUAAGAGAAUAGACCGAGAGCUGAUCUGCGGCAAGAGUCUUACUUGUAUACUGCCCUUGGAACUGGAAAUAGAAAAUCCCGUGGAACAUUAUCGAGUGGAGGUCGAAAUUCUGGACAUAAACGACAAUUCUCCCUAUUUCUUGAACACAGAAAUCCGUUUGGAAAUUGCAGAGUCUGUGUCACCUGGAACUCACUACAUUUUAAAGGCUGCACAGGACGCUGAUGUUGGAAAUAAUGCGGUUCAGACGUACCAGCUUACUCAAAAUAAUCACUUUGCUCUAGAUAUACAGACUCUUGGCAAUUGGAAAUUACCAGAAUUAGUGGUGAAACAGUCGCUCGACCGUGAAAGGUACUCCAUGCACUCUUUAAUGCUUACUGCUGUUGAUGGUGGGAUACCCGAGAGGUCAGGUACUUCUCAGAUAUUUAUCGUUGUUACUGACACGAAUGAUAAUGCGCCCAUUUUUCAAAUGCCAUUGGACUCUGUUAGCUUAAUGGAAGACGUUGCACCAGGUACCUUGGUAAUUAAAGUUAAUGCUACUGAUUUGGAUGAAGGAUCCAACAGUGACAUAAGCUAUUCUUUGGGCAGCUAUAAUGAAGACAGCGCACUGGAAAUGUUUAGCAUUAAUCCGAAAUCGGGAGAGAUUAGAGUAAAAAGAAAAUUAGAUUUUGAAGAAACCAGUGUCUAUGAAAUUCACGUCGAAGCUAAGGACAUGGGGGCACAGUCAUUGUCCGCGUACUGUAUUGUUCGGGUGCAUGUCGAAGAUGUUAAUGAUAAUGCGCCUGAAGUGGUUAUGAAAUCAGCUUCGAGUACAGUCAGUGAGGACACGCCUGUUGGAACACCGAUUGCUUUAGUCAGCGCUACAGACCGAGAUUCCAAUAGGAAUGGCAUUACUGAUUGCCAGGUCUCACCAACCGCACCUUUCGAAUUGAAGCGCUCGCUUGAAAAUUCAUAUAAACUAAUCGUAAGUGAUACGCUUGAUCGGGAAAUAAUUUAUGAGUACGCGCUGACUGUGACAUGCAAAGAUCAAGGAACACCUCCACUAUCUACAAAUAGAACGAUGAUUGUAUAUGUUUCAGAUAUAAAUGAUAAUGCUCCCAAAUUCUCACAGCCUACACACACCAUCUAUGUGACUGAGAAUAAUUCGCCCGGCAGUUCUAUUGGAUCUGUGACAGCCUUCGAUCCAGAUGCAGAAGGAAAUUCCCAAAUUUCUUACAGAAUUGUGGAGGGCAGCGUUCAGGGUGACCCAGUGACUUCCUAUCUUUCAAUCAGCUCUGACAAUGGCGUGAUCUAUUCGCAGCGGUCGUUCGAUUACGAGUUGCUAAAGAGUUUUAAGAUCCAAGUACAAGCUCGGGAUGCUGGAUUUCUAGUGUUUACUGGCAACGUUACUGUAAAUGUGAUUAUCCUUGACCAGAAUGACAAUCCUCCUGUGAUAUCAGCUAGCAGCAAGCAUCACAACAAUGCAACUGUGCCUCGAUCUGCCCUUCCAGGUUUUCUGGUUACCAGGGUGUUAGCUACAGAUGCCGAUUCUGGACAAAAUGCACGCCUUUCCUAUCAGAUCUUACAUGCCACUGACCCAAGUCUUUUCACAAUAUCGCAUAGGUCAGGAGAAGUAAAGAGCUUUCGCCGAUUUAAGGACGGAGACGCCGUCACACAAAAGCUAGUCAUCUUGGUGAAGGAUAACGGACACCCUGCGCUCUCUGCCACUGGCACAAUUGCCAUCGCUUUAAUUGAACAAACCGAGCAAUUUCAGUCAGAGUUUGGUGAUCGUCAUGGAGUUUUGCAAGAGUCUUCUGACUUGGCAUUUUACAUAAUAAUUUCUCUGGGAGCAGUAACAUUCUUACUCCUCGUUAUUAUAAUAGUCCUAAUUAUUGUUAUUUGCCCAGCACACAAACAGCCACGCCGCAAUGCGAGUUGCUAUCUUGCAAAAUGUUGCGGUAUCAAUGAAUUAGAUUCCAAUGUUGGAAGGCAUAACGCGCAUGUCAAUCUACAGCUAGUGCCGGACUCCAAAUUAUUUGCCAAUGUCCUUGAAAUCCGGGGAAAUGGAUCCCUUUCAGAUACGUAUCGUCAUAAAGUUAGAUCUGCGCCAGAGGCAGGAAAAAUGGAAGUAAUGUAUUUUUCUACAGUCAGUCCAAUAAUUUCUAGAUCUCUCACGAAGAGCAUUGGAAAUUGUACGUCACAAGUAAAUACGUGCCGAAAGAAUAACUGGCUAUCCGCAGGCGAAGUGAGUAUUUCAUUAUUUAGUUAAAGUACAGUAUAAUCUUUUUCUAUAUCGAAAUCCACAGCCGGUCAUCGCACCGCUAGCAUAACCCAG
Messenger RNA from Amblyraja radiata (thorny skate), 15948 nucleotides. RefSeq lists its product as uncharacterized. The record is from RefSeq and is a predicted model, not a curated record. Gene Ontology annotation, cellular component: plasma membrane. Lineage: Eukaryota; Metazoa; Chordata; Chondrichthyes; Rajiformes; Rajidae. Gene Ontology annotation, biological process: homophilic cell-cell adhesion. Gene Ontology annotation, molecular function: calcium ion binding.